UCUAAGUAUCGGCUUCGGGAAAACAACAUCUGAACAGCCCGAGCCUCGAGAUAAAACAUCAAAUACUACACGUCUUCGCCAACUUUUACCAUUGGUGGAGUAUUGCCUGUAACACCUGACCGUUAAAACACAAAAAUGCCUCAGAACGAGCACAUUGAGUUACACCGCAAGCGGCAUGGGUACCGCCUGGAUCACCAUGAGAGGAAAAGAAAGAAGGAGAGUCGUGAGGCCCAUGAGAGGUCCCACAAAGCCAGAAAGAUGAUUGGUUUGAAGGCCAAAUUGUACCACAAACAGAGACAUGCUGAGAAGAUCCAGAUGAAGAAGACCAUCAAAAUGCAUGAACAGAGGAAGACCAAGCAGAAGAAUGACGAUAAGACCCCAGAGGGAGCAGUGCCAGCGUACCUGUUGGACAGAGAAGGACAGUCUCGUGCCAAGGUCCUCUCCAACAUGAUCAAACAGAAAAGGAAAGAAAAAGCCGGCAAAUGGGAAGUGCCUUUGCCAAAAGUCCGUGCCCAGGGGGAGACAGAAGUGCUCAAAGUCAUCAAAACUGGAAAGAGACAGAAGAAGGCUUGGAAAAGAAUGGUCACAAAAGUUUGCUUUGUUGGCGAUGGAUUCACCCGCAAACCGCCAAAGUACGAGCGUUUCAUCAGACCCAUGGGUUUGCGAUUUAAGAAGGCUCAUGUCACGCAUCCAGAACUGAAAGCCACAUUCUGCCUCCCCAUCCUCGGAGUAAAGAAGAACCCUUCUUCACCCCUCUACACCUCUCUGGGAGUCAUCACAAAAGGAACAGUCGUAGAGGUCAACGUCAGUGAGCUCGGCUUAGUUACACAAGGAGGAAAAGUCGUCUGGGGUAAAUAUGCCCAGGUGACGAAUAACCCAGAGAAUGAUGGCUGCAUUAAUGCUGUUCUACUAGUAUAAGACUGUUGAUCUUCAAAAAAGACUGUGACUGAUUACUGCCAACAUACAUGAGAAGUGCUGAAUACAACAAGGAGCAGAGAAGAUGCAUAAAGCGAUGGACUUCGGAUCACGGAAUCGUCGGGAAGAUUUCUGUUAUUGUACUUUGCGGCUUACAGGUGUUGUACCAGAAGAACGCAAAAAGAAACGGGCUGAUAACUGUGUAAACUUUGAUAUGAAUAAACUUGACAUCACA
Molecule: messenger RNA, 1150 nt
Organism: Sphaeramia orbicularis (orbiculate cardinalfish)
Lineage: Eukaryota; Metazoa; Chordata; Actinopteri; Kurtiformes; Apogonidae
Gene: nsa2
Product: NSA2 ribosome biogenesis homolog (S. cerevisiae)
Exons: 6
Coding region: 136-918 (260 amino acids)
Source: RefSeq, a predicted model, not a curated record